GGAGGGCCGGGCUGGCAGCCAUGGAGGACGCCGAUUACUUCGAGGGCAGCGCGGCCGAGUGGGGCAGCGAGGCGGACGGGGGCGCGCAAGAUGAUGAGGAUGGGGAGGGAGAGGAUGAUGCCGAAGUCCAGCAGGAGUGCCUGAAGAAAUUUUCAACCCCUGACUAUAUAAUGGAACCGUCUAUAUUUAACACGUUAAAGAGGUAUUUCCAAGCAGGAGGAUCUCCAGAGAAUGUUAUUCAGCUCCUCUCUGAAAACUACACUGCAGUGGCACAGACUGUCAAUUUGCUGGCAGAGUGGCUCAUUCAGACAGGUGUUGAGCCAAUGCAAGUUCAGGAGACUGUGGAGAACCACUUGAAGAGUUUACUGAUCAAGCACUUUGACCCUCGGAAAGCAGACUCCAUCUUCACAGAGGAAGGAGAGACUCCAGCCUGGCUUGAGCAAAUGAUAGCACAUACCACGUGGAGAGAUCUUUUUUACAAAUUGGCAGAAGCCCAUCCUGAUUGUUUAAUGCUUAAUUUUACUGUGAAGCUUAUAUCUGAUGCUGGGUAUCAAGGGGAAAUAACCAGUGUUUCAACAGCAUGUCAGCAACUAGAAGUAUUUUCCAGAGUCCUGCGUACAUCUCUGGCAACAAUUUUAGAUGGAGGAGAAGAAAACCUUGAAAAAAACCUCCCUGAGUUUGCUAAGAUGGUGUGCCAUGGAGAACACACGUACCUGUUUGCUCAGUCCAUGAUGUCCAUGCUGGCGCAGGAGGAGCAGGGCGGCUCCGCCGUGCGACGCAUCGCUCAGGAGGUGCAGCGAUACGCCCACGAGAAAGGCCACGAUGCCAGUCAGAUCACCUUAGCACUGGGUACUGCAGCCUCCUACCCCCGAGCUUGCCAGGCUCUGGGGGCAAUGCUGUCCAAAGGAGCUCUGAAUCCAGCAGAUAUCACUGUCCUCUUCAAAAUGUUUACAAGCAUGGACCCACCUCCAGUAGAACUGAUUCGAGUGCCUGCAUUUCUGGACCUCUUCAUGCAGUCCUUGUUUAAACCAGGUGCUAAGAUCAACCAGGAUCACAAGCAUAAAUAUAUCCACAUACUGGCAUAUGCAGCUAGUGUUGUAGAGAUGUGGAAAAAGAACAAGAGAGUCAGCAUCAACAAGGAUGAACUCAAGUCGACCUCAAAAGCUAUUGAGACUGUUCACAACCUGUGUUGCAAUGAGAACAAAGGGGCAUCAGAGCUGGUUGCAGAACUGAGCACUCUUUAUCAGUGCAUCAGGUUCCCAGUGGUGGCCAUGGGCGUGUUGAAGUGGGUGGAUUGGACAGUGUCAGAGCCACGGUACUUCCAGCUGCAGACUGAUCACACCCCAGUUCACCUGGCACUGCUGGAUGAGAUCAGUACAUGCCAUCAGCUGCUUCAUCCCCAAGUUCUGCAACUUCUUGUCAAGCUCUUUGAAACAGAACAUUCUCAGCUGGAUGUGAUGGAGCAGCUGGAGCUGAAGAAGACUCUCCUGGACAGGAUGGUUCACUUGCUGAGCCGAGGGUACGUCCUGCCCGUCGUCAGCUACAUCCGCAAGUGCCUGGAGAAGCUGGACACAGACAUCUCCCUCAUCAGAUACUUUGUGACAGAGGUGCUUGAUGUGAUUGCUCCUCCAUAUACCUCAGACUUUGUACAGCUUUUUCUUCCCAUUUUGGAGAAUGAAAGUAUUGCAGGCACUAUAAAAACAGAAGGUGAACAUGAUCCUGUCACGGAGUUCAUUGGUAAGUCACGUUCAUGCCUUGCAUACCUGCUUCCAUUUGUGUUUGCUACAAUUUGCAAAUAAUGUUCAGGAGGAAGAUUGCUGAAAUAGGAAUGCUUGCCAGCUAUUUUCACAGACAACUUCCUUUUUAGGGGCCUGCGUUUAGCAAUUUUCCUGUAAUCGAGAAUCUGUGGGUCGUAGCAAGGAAAGUGAAGAUAAAUACUGCUUUUUGGGAACUAGCACUGCAGCAAGGAAAGGAGAGGAAGGAAAGUUGUCUGUCAGAUUAUUAUACUCCAUCCUGAAACAUAAACUUCUAUCCAGACUCUAAAAUCCUAAUUCUUUACAUAAUGCAGA
Molecule: messenger RNA, 2069 nt
Organism: Ficedula albicollis (Collared flycatcher)
Lineage: Eukaryota; Metazoa; Chordata; Aves; Passeriformes; Muscicapidae
Product: negative elongation factor C/D
Exons: 14
Coding region: 21-1799 (592 amino acids)
Biological process (GO): negative regulation of transcription elongation by RNA polymerase II
Cellular component (GO): NELF complex; nucleus
Molecular function (GO): RNA binding
Source: RefSeq, a predicted model, not a curated record